Messenger RNA from Galdieria sulphuraria, 3162 nucleotides. RefSeq names its product Cu2+-exporting P-type ATPase. Gene Ontology annotation, molecular function: ATP binding; ATP hydrolysis activity; copper ion binding. Bases 34 to 3093 code for a protein of 1019 amino acids. Gene Ontology annotation, cellular component: membrane. The record is from RefSeq and is a predicted model, not a curated record. The transcript has 3 exons. NCBI's taxonomy places the organism in Eukaryota, Rhodophyta, Bangiophyceae, Galdieriales, Galdieriaceae. Gene Ontology annotation, biological process: copper ion homeostasis; monoatomic cation transport.
GUGAAAAAAAAGUUUCGUGUCAUUUUGUUUAGAAUGUCUGGCUGGAAUCUUCAAGUGCAAGGCAUGACUUGCAGUUCUUGUGCUAAGAAUAUCCAGAACGCUCUAUAUAAAGAGGAAGAAGUGUCCAAUGUAUCUGUCAACGUUCUGUUGGGCUCGGUUCUUGUACAAGGACGGUGCAGCAAAGAGCAAAUAACGAAUGACGUCGAAGCCAUUGGUUUUAAGGUGGUAUCCUGUACUCCUUUGAAGGAUGACUGCGAUGAUGUGGAAAGCUCAGAUCAAACAAAGCUAACUAUUUGUACAAAAGACAAGGAAGAUACUGGCAGAAGGCUGAUACGAGUCAAAACAGGAGUAGCUUCGGCAGCGGAAUAUAUUCAACAAGUUCCUACGACGGAGUUGGUUUUGAGAUGGAACAAUAUAAAGGCUGCAGAACUGUGUGCUGAUUUUCUGAAAAAACUAAAGUUUGUCCAACAUGUAUCCAUAUCAAGCUUGUCUGACCUAGAGAAGGCUUCUGUUACUCAAUCCUAUUGUUCAAAUAUCCUGAGAAGCUGGAAAAUAUUCUUUGCUUCGAAACAAGUCCCCACUGAGUCAGUAUUUUUUGUUACUGCUGUUAUUUAUGAUUUCAGAAACUUUUAUCCAGAAGCUUAUUUGAAAGAGCAAUUCACUCAUUGGCAAACAUUGAUGAAUGAAAUGGGAACCAGCAAUACCAAAGCAGCCAUUUAUGCCUAUUUAUCAAGUCAUCUAACAGAGUUAUCUUGGCAAACAGAUUGCAAGGUCGAUGUCUCUGCUGACGGUAACAAAAUGAUGGAAAGUGUGACAAAUGCAUUGAAUUGUGUAUAUGAUGAAGGAAAGAAAUGGAGAGAUCGAUUCCUGUGGUGCACUUUAUGUUCUAUUCCUUUGUUACUUUUAGUUCUCGUGAAUCCUUCAAGUUUAUUGUUGUUGCAAAUUGUGUUGGCUACUUUUGUACAAUGUUAUGGAGGAUAUCCAUUUUAUCGAGCUGCAUUUCAUGUUAUGAAACACUCAAUGAGAGCCAAUAUGGCAGUAUUAAUAACCACAAGUUCCUUAAUAGCUUACAUAUAUUCACUUUUUCUGUGUUUUCAACGAUGGUUUCUCGAACAGUCGACGGAUUCAAGGCUUUUCAUGCCGAUGUUUGAGACGGGUGCCAUGCUCAUUACGGUUGUUUUGUUUGGAAAAUGGAUGGAGAGCACACUUAAGAUGCGAGCUUCUCGUGAAUUGGAAAAAAUAGGAGAGUUGCUUCCUUCUAAAGUUCAUAUAGUGCUCCACAAGGAACCCAUUGAAAUUUUUGACUUUUCCAAUAGUUCUCUGUUACAAGUGGAAAGUAGUAUUAUUGAGCCUGGUGAUAUCAUUCGAGUGGAAACAGGAUUGGCUAUUCCUGUAGAUGGAAAGAUAGUAUCAGGAAGUAGUUUUGUGGACGAAUCGUUUUUAACAGGAGAACCGUGCACCAUUCAGAAGACAGUCAAUGAUACCGUAUAUGCUGGAGCUAUCAAUAUUUCUCAUCCUUUGUUUAUCCAAGCUACUAGUGUAGGUAGCAAGACUUCGAUGGAGGAGAUAUUGAGACUGUGGAAUGAGACACAAUUAUCCAAAGCUCCAACGGAACCAAUUGCUGACAAAAUUUCGGCAAUUUUUGUACCAUCCGUGUUAUUGUUAUCUCUUGGAGUAUUUCUGUGUUGGUGGAUUUGUCUCCAAUAUAGCAUUGUUCCUAUGAAUUGGUGGGUGAACGAUGGGAAGUUUUUGUUCUGUCUUUACUUUUGUUUAUCUGCCAUGGUAAUUGCCUGUCCUUGUGCUUUGGGUUUAGCAGCUCCAAUGGCUUAUAUGAUUGCAUCCUUUACUGCACUGAAACACGGCAUCGUUUAUCGAGAUAUAUCUACCUUGAUAGCCUUUAUAGAAGAUAUUGAAAAUAUUGUCUUUGACAAAACAGGGACUUUAACAUUAGGAAGACCUGUAGUUACACAAUGUCAUGGGUUGAGUUGCACUCUAAUGAAUGGGUAUGAUGAGAAUUUUAGUCAAAGAAUCGUGUGGAGAAUAGUGGACGAAUUAGAAAGUCAAUGUGUUCAUCCUAUUGCAAAGGCAGUAACAGAUUACGCUCGUCAGUGUAUCGACAAUAAUGAAGAGUUAUCGUUGUUCACAUUAUCUUCUGUAAAGGAACAACCUGGAAUAGGUAUGGAAGCGGAAUUUCAAUGCACAUCUGAUGACCAAUGGCAUUCGAUUAUGAUUGGACAAAAGGACUGGCUUCUGACGCGAUGCACGGAAGCUCGAGUAUUGGACCAAUGCCAUGUUCUAAAGGAAGCUUUGAUCCGAUUAGAACAGUUGCACAGUAAAGUGGAGAAUGAAACCUUAGUUUUGGUUGCCAUCAAUCAUAUACCUAUAUGGCUUCUGCUAGUUGAAGAUGCUAUAAGACCUGAGGCUCAUCUAGCGAUACAGUGGCUUCAGAACAACCUGGGCUUGCAUUGUUGGUUGCUUUCUGGUGAUAACUACAAGUCUGCUAGACACGUUGCCAAUGUAGUAGGCAUUCAAGAGAGAUACGUUAUGGCAAAAUUGCAACCUUGGCAAAAAUGGCAAUGGAUCCAGUCCAAAAUGGCAGAACAACGUGAAGCGAAUUGUAGUGAGAAAAGAAAAGUUGGUCGUAUCGUCUUUGUGGGAGAUGGUCUCAAUGACGCACCUGCUUUGGCUCAGGCAGAUAUUGGAAUGGCAAUGGGAAAUUCCAAUCCUAUUUCUCAUCAAACAGCAUCAGUAGUGUUAAAAAGAAAUGACCUUCGUGAUAUCAUUACUGCCCUAGAUUUAGCCAAAAGAUUAAAAAAGACAAUCUAUUGGAAUUACGCAUGGGCGAUGCUUUAUAACUUGCUGGCAUUUCCUUUGGCUGCUGGUUUGCUUUAUCCAUUGUGGAGAAUUCGAAUACCCCCAUUUCUGGCAGCAGCAGCAAUGGGCUUCAGUUCCAUCAGUGUCAUGUUAUCUUCUCUUAGACUUAAAAACUAUAAGCCACCCAACCAAUCAUUGGCAGAAACUGAUGACGAUAUCGAAAUGCAACCAAGAAUAGAAACCUGGGAAAAUGAAGCUACAAGUCAUUUAAUGGGAUAGUUGAGGAAACGCCAUAUAAGGAGUUACCAAGGGAGCUAAACAAAUUUGACGCAUUCCCAAAUUGUGAAG